AUGGCGUCCGACCGGCCAUGCUACUUCUGGAAGCUGCCACAAGAGCUGCACAGUAUGAUCUUCGAGCUCGCCUAUGCCGUUGAGUAUGAUGGCAAGUUCACUACACUCGAACGCUGGAACCAGAAGGAGAAGGAGUUGAAGCACCAGCAUGGUCCAGCUUACCAAAUACGCAAGUUCUCUGGUCACAAAGUCAACGAUUUCAUGGUCUCCAAGCAGUUUUUCAGCAAUGCUGCUCAGGCUUGGAUUGGCGCACAGCACUUCACCACCAGGAUCAGUUGCGUGGGCUGUUUCAUCGAUUAUGAUCUCAUCGGCUAUGGCUUGAUUCGCCAGUACAUAACCUCGCUGUCCACCCUCUUGGCUGGUGCUGAUCCUCGCCUCGUUGGGUGUCUUCGUGUCAAAAUCCUUGAUCUGAGAUUACAGUCAAACGAGCUAGGCAUAAAAGGCCUGUGUCCUUGGCUUGAACAGUAUACAGACCGUGACUUUGCAACACUUGAACGAGUCAAGGGCCUGCUCGCAAUCAUUCCGCGAACUCAACGCAACAUUAGCGUAAGGCUGGAAGCACCGCUGCCUAACACCGCAAAUACGCCUGAAAAAGCUACCGUCUAUCGCUCCAAUGUCGCAGGCCUUGAGUCGUACAUUCGUAGAGGCGUCGCCGCCACGAAGAAGUGUGUCGGCGAGCUGGAGCAGACCGCGGUGUCGACCAUGACCGAUACACCUGGCACAUCGCUGUACCCUGGAUCGCGGGUCUCCUUCGAGAAGUCGAACUUGCAAUCUGUUCCGACUGGCUCGUCAUUGAUGGAUGGUGGGGGCUCAUACUCUGAAACAGAAGACGAUUCUGCCUUUCCCACUACGGCAGAGGAGGUCAUGCAGCGGUUGAACACAACACCAAGGAAGUUCUGGGAGAAGUAUCGGGCAGGUCGCAUACUGAUGCUUUGA
Molecule: messenger RNA, 936 nt
Organism: Fulvia fulva
Lineage: Eukaryota; Fungi; Ascomycota; Dothideomycetes; Mycosphaerellales; Mycosphaerellaceae
Exons: 1
Coding region: 1-936 (311 amino acids)
Source: RefSeq, a predicted model, not a curated record